Molecule: messenger RNA, 487 nt
Organism: Yamadazyma tenuis ATCC 10573
Lineage: Eukaryota; Fungi; Ascomycota; Pichiomycetes; Serinales; Debaryomycetaceae
Source: RefSeq, a predicted model, not a curated record
CUCAACAUGGCUUCAACAGCUCUUUCAUAUCAACUCGAAAUCAACGUGCCCUUCGAGUCCGCCAAACAGGCCACUAUUGCAUGUAACACGCUAUCGCCAGACCCCAUCUUAAAGAAAGACGAGCUCACGGUUGACUACACCACUAGCGGAUCCAACUUGAUUUGCUUAUUCCAAGGAGUCAGUGACAGAGUUAUCAGAGUGGCCAUCAGUAACGUCUUGGACAACCUCAAGACUAUAGUGGAGUGCAUUGACGAGUUUGAAGGGAAGGAGGACCACAUAUUCUCCAAGUAACAGGUUUGCAUGGGAUUAUAAACAAGUCAAUAUUUAGAAGAAUACACCGUUUCGAUCUAGCGAUGGCAGGAGAGCCAAACAAACUUUUGCUUUGAUAACAGUAACAACCCUCAUCUCUAUACACCGCCGAGAGCUCUUUCUCUUCUUUGUUUUUGAUCUCAAUGUUGAUGAGUGUUGUACAUCAAUGCGACUUGAC